CUGGCAUAUACAUAGUACCUAUUUUAUUCAUUCUAAGUUUGAUUCUCGGACGAAUCUAGCUACCUUGUAUCUUAGCUUCAACAAAAGUUCAACACGUCGGUAACUCAAGGUCCACAUUCACAUUAGAAGCUAAUGCGGGGGGGAUUAUACCACGUGUACUAUGUAACAGAUACCCCUUAGCUGUCCCCUAGGAUACCUAGAUGGUCAGGCAUGAAGCAUCAUGCAUCAUGCCGGUUAACCCCCACCAAACCUCACAUCUGCAGUGUCACCCUUGAGUGUAUAAAGCACCUAACAUAGCAAAUCAACGAGGCCGCCGUGUCACAGGUAUCCAGUUCGGAAACACGGCAUGGCUACCUGUAGAAUACAUAGUAGGUAUUCUUCUUUUUGAAGCCUGCCAUUUUCUUACGUCCUCAACCUCUCCAGAUUCCUUAUUACGCCAAGUAUUUUCUUUUUAAUUUAGCAUCGCCGUACGAUAACAAACCUGGUUCCUGAUAACUUGCAUCAUGCCGCGUAGGAAGGCUCUUCUUAUCGGGAUCAACUAUUUCGGUUCCGAACAUCAAUUAAAUGGCUGCAUCAAUGACGCCGAGAACAUUAGGAACUUCCUCGUCGAGGAGAGAGGCUUCUCACCCAGCCCUCACGACAUGGUCAUGCUGUCGGACAUGCCAGAAAACGCGGGCACCCCUUUCUUUCCCACAGGCGCCAACAUCUUAGCUGCCAUCAAUUGGCUCGUAACCAUGAAUCGACCCGGUGAUAUACUUUGGUUGAGCUACUCUGGUCAUGGAGCCCAAAUAAGAAAUUAUGCUGGUGACCGACCUUCAGGUUUCGACGAUACAAUAUGUCCGGUCGACUUUGCUGAAAACGGACAAAUUUCGAGCGAAAUACUGCAUCGAGCAAUCGUCUCCCCGAUGAAUCCCGCCUGUCGUCUUACCAUAUUAUUUGAUUGCUGUCAUUCCGGUUCGGCCUGCGAAUUGCCAUACGUCUACCGACCCGACGAGGACGGCAAUGUGAACCUAGUGGACACGAUCAAGCAAGGUAUCGGAUUGAUCCGUGCAGCCGAGGGGCUUUUUGAGGGGGGCUUCUCCAUGUCCAAGGUGGACGAUGCCAAGAUGCUAUUAGGCGGUGCGACCGACUUCUUCAACGGGUUGCAUCACCGUCGAGACCAGGAAGUCGACGAGGAUGGGCUCGUUGCUGAGAACUUCCAGGAACAUUGGGAGACGGAAGGGAAAGAUGUCUGGAUGUUCUCUGGAUGCGCCGACAAUCAGACCUCGGCGGAUACAUCCAUUGCCGGUGCACCUACCGGCGCCAUGUCGUGGGCGCUUCUUAGGACUUUGAGAGAGAACCCUCAACAGUCCUAUAUAAACAUCCUUCAAAAUACCAGAGAAGAACUAGCGCGAAACUACUCCCAGGUACCGCAACUCAGCUGCGGCGGUAGAUAUGACUUAGACCAAGUCUUUAUGCUAUAAGUUCUUAGUAUCGUCUAGGUUGAGAUGUUUAUAACAAGAUUGAAGUAGGAGACAAUUUUGUCUUAAAGACUUAUAAAUUUUCCUGCCUUCGUGCUGAUCUUAGCUUAGAUUUGUAGCCUCAAGGGGGCUUGAUGGAGCUGAAAAAACCUUCCAUAUCAUAGAAGAACCAUCGAAUUGAAAUCCCUGAGCCUCUCUUGUUGGCGUAUUAUCAAAGAGAACUGACUAUACGCCAUGUACGUAUAAAUGACGUAGAGAUCUCUACUAUAUAUAACUGCCAAGAUCCAGCAAAUUGUCUAGGCGUAGGGCUGAAGUGGGCCGCAAUAGAGACGAAUUGACAAACCAAGGUCCCGGGUACAG
Molecule: messenger RNA, 1820 nt
Organism: Daldinia caldariorum
Lineage: Eukaryota; Fungi; Ascomycota; Sordariomycetes; Xylariales; Hypoxylaceae
Product: peptidase C14
Exons: 6
Coding region: 504-1463 (319 amino acids)
Biological process (GO): proteolysis
Molecular function (GO): cysteine-type endopeptidase activity
Source: RefSeq, a predicted model, not a curated record